AUGGUAUGGGUCGAAUCAUGUCCCGAGAAUCUGAUAGCCCUCCCAUUUAAGGAGCCAAUUGUCAAGCUCAUUCACAUAGCCCAUACCUCAUUACUAGUCGUUUUGACAACUAGUUCUGUUUAUCUCAUAAAUCAGCAUACCUUGUUACCCAUAGCAUCACAUUCCAGAUCCGCCGAAUCCAUUCAGCUGCAUGGAAAGAACAUCAAUGUGAAGACUAAGCAUGUUUCAGUGAACACUGCCCAAUUACAAAAGAUUUCAACCGUCAAUUUGUUUGUACAAUCUGAUAAGGACUAUCUUGUGAUAUACCAAAUACUCAUCAAUUACUCAACAUCCUUAUACGAAAUUAAUAGUAUUAAGAGUGAUCUGACUUUACAAAGUGGAUUGCCGUUGAGUUAUACCUCCAAAAAGUUCAGUUUGGCGAGCUUCAUCAAAUCGGCUACGAAAACAAUCAUUCAUGGAGGAGACAAGGCAUCAAUAAAUUUAGAGAACAUUGAGCAUUUGAAUAACAGUGGGCUUGAGGAUGAAUUAGGUGGCUAUAUAGUGGAAUCUGCUAAGAUCUCUGUUUUCAAAAUGUUGAAGAUCAAGAUCGGUCUCGACAGAUACUGGUUGAAACAGAAUAGCCACAACUUGAUUAUAUACAAUGGACACGACCGCAAGCCAGAAUCAGAAGAGGAGGAAGAGUUUGAGAAUAGCCAUUUCCAAAUUAUCAAUAUUCAAACCUUCAAAAAUUCGGUUCUCUCAUUAGACGAGACCGAGUGGUAUCAUAAUAAAUCCAAAUUGGUCUACAUUAACUACAAUCUUUUUAAGAACUAUUUUAUUUUCGUUAAUGAAGAUAAGGAGCUUUGGUUAUUACAUUUUGAAGUAUCUGAAGACUCAGAAAUUAUCCCACUAGGCACGAAGUUGCAAUCUGAUAUUCUAACAACCAAGGUUAAAUUUUACUUCAAUCCCCAAUCUGAUCUUAUUUUAAUUUCUGCAAAUGAUGAGCUAUCUAUCUAUAAGAUAGACACAACUAAGUCGUUGUUGGAUAAUUAUGGUAAGAUUAAAGAUGUGAAUGUCGACUCGACGGUAGUAACAUGGUCUUCGUGUGGUGAAUUCUUCACAGUUCUCGAUAAGAAGACAGGUUAUUGGUCUUUGCAUUCGAAGUUUGGGAACUCUUCAUUUGACUCGUAUGAAUUAUUGAAUGAGCUUGAGGAAAGAAAUGACGAAAAUCGUCAAUUUUUAAGGAGUUCGAACAUAAUCAUCAGUCCUAAUUCUUCCUCUUUAUAUCUCAUCAACCACAACAACAGCAAGUUGUAUAGAGUCAAUCUUUUGACGAGAUCAUAUGAUUCGAAAAUCUUGUUCCGUGACUCUAACUAUAUUAGUGUUAUUUACAAAAACAAGUCGUUUGUGAGAUUCCCAAUAUUGCACAAGUUCAAAAAUAUAAAUAAUAGGAUAGAAGGGUUUAAUGGAUCAAGUACCAAGUCUGCCAAGAGUAUCAGUGGAAAAUUAACCAUUUCAAGAAAUAAGUUUAAUCAAUUUUCCAUCACCUAUGGAAAUGAGAUUGCAAUUUCAACCCCUCUCAACUCAGAGUUUUCAAACUCUAUCACAGGCGAAGUCAAUCAUCUCUUAUGGUUUAAUUUCAAAAAUUAUUACAGUGAUUCCUUAAAUAUUGUGAACCACUUCUGGUUUAAUGAUUACUUAAUAUUGAUAAAUCGGAAGUUUGAUGAUGAGUACAUAGCCAAAGAAGGGGAUGAAAUGAAUGAUAAUGAAAUGGGACAUUUGGUUGAUGAGAUUAUAGUCUUGAAUACUCCCAUGUCAAAGUACGGUAACGGAGGUGAGAAUUUCGUCUUUGAUAGUGACUUAAUUCUCUGGAAGUAUGAUUUCAAAACUCCGUUCAUUAGUGUUGACCCCACAGAAAUUUCCCACAACCUAACGAACUUGCUUAUUUUGACCAAGGAUCUCAGAUUGGUAAUCAUAGAGUUGAACGACCAAAAAUUGAUUCUUGAUGAAUCCGGCGAUGCAUCUGAUCAGAAAAACUAUAACAUAUUUAUUGGUGUCAACAAAACUAUUCACUUGUCGACCAUCAGUUCCAAGCUCAAUCUCAGGAAUAUCACCAAGUCCACGAUAAUUGAAAGAAAGCACUUCUUAUUUUUGCUCAACACUGGUGAAUUAUAUCUCUUGAAAAAUCAAUCUGCCAGAGAUUCGUUUGCCAAUCCGGUGAAUGCAAUCAAGCCUAGUAAUAUGUACGAUUUGAUUUUGAUCAACCAGUCAGUGGAGUCUUUCAAAACGCAAUCAAUUACUUUCAAUGACCAGGAAAUUGAAUACUUGCAUGUUGUUAACGCACAUAACCUUUUGAUUUAUGAGUUGAGAGAUCUCGUGCUCAAUGCUUUUGAUAAGUCUGCAACAGUUUACGAUGGUAUCGAAUCUCCCGGUGGACUUUCAGGAGAGCUUCACCCGGUUUCUGUUGAUAUAGACAAUUAUCAACCAGUUGAACUAAACACAAGUGAUGGGCUGGAAUCUUCACUCCAAUUAGUGGUUGUUGAAAACCAAGUUCUUGACAAAAGUACCACUGGAGGGUUAAUAAUAAAGCCUAAAUUGUCGCAUAAACUCGUGCUCAACAACUUCAUUGAGAAUGAACUUAUUCAUAGACCUUUGAAUUCAAAAGAGAUAUCUUCCAAGUAUUCGAAAUACAAUGGCUACAACUAUUGCCUUGAAUUGUUAUUGUUCAAGUACCUCACCGAAACCUUUGAUUCGGAUACUGUUUUGAAAUCUUUGAUAAGUUUAAUUGAAUUGAACGAAGAUGCUGAACGUAUCUUCAUUAAUUGUCUAAGAAAGAUUGAAGUUGGAUUCUGGGAACCAUUUUUUGAUGUGUUGAAUACUUCCCCGGUUGAUUUCAUGAAUCGGUUGAUAGAAAAAGGAAAUGUGGAGUUGUGUUAUAAUUUCUUGAUUGUUUACUUGAAUGUCAAGAAGGAAGAAACUCCAAAGGAUCCUGGAUACCUUUUGGACUCCAAGGACAAACAGAUUAUUCUCAAGAUUGUGGUUAUGCUCGAUAAGGCCAAGAAAUGGGACUGGUGCUUCGAAUUAUGUCGUUUUAUCAAGCUUCUCGAGCCCUCGGGCGUGUUAUUGAAGGAAAUAAGAUCUUCACUUUCUGGCUGA
Molecule: messenger RNA, 3135 nt
Organism: Suhomyces tanzawaensis NRRL Y-17324
Lineage: Eukaryota; Fungi; Ascomycota; Pichiomycetes; Serinales; Debaryomycetaceae
Gene: RIC1
Product: Ric1p
Exons: 3
Coding region: 1-3135 (1044 amino acids)
Biological process (GO): retrograde transport, endosome to Golgi; intracellular protein transport
Cellular component (GO): cytosol; Golgi membrane; Ric1-Rgp1 guanyl-nucleotide exchange factor complex
Source: RefSeq, a predicted model, not a curated record